Messenger RNA from Candida dubliniensis CD36, 474 nucleotides. It is a transcript of the gene PAM18, whose product is annotated as Pam18p. Gene Ontology annotation, cellular component: PAM complex, Tim23 associated import motor. NCBI's taxonomy places the organism in Eukaryota, Fungi, Ascomycota, Pichiomycetes, Serinales, Debaryomycetaceae. Bases 1 to 474 code for a protein of 157 amino acids. Gene Ontology annotation, biological process: protein import into mitochondrial matrix. Gene Ontology annotation, molecular function: ATPase activator activity. The record is from RefSeq and is a predicted model, not a curated record. The transcript has a single exon.
AUGGCACCAUUAGAAGCACCAAUAUUGGCCAUACCUGGAGAAAAUAAUACUCAACAACAACAACAACAACAAUUUCAAUACACUGGCCAGUUACAAAAGAAGAAAGCUGCCGAAGGAUCAAUAGAAUGGUACUUUGAUAAAACGAUAAAUUAUAUGGGAGAGCAUCCUGUGAUCACCGGUAUAGGAGCAUUUGCAGUAGCUUAUUUUGCUGCUGGAUUUAUCAAAUCUAAUCAACCAGGUAUAAAUGGGAAAGCUUUUGUUAGAGGUGGAUUUGGUGCUAAAAUGACUGCCAAAGAAGCAUUACAAAUAUUAAAUUUAAAGGAAACUAAUUUGAGUAAAUUGAAAUUGAAAGAACAACACAGAAAAUUAAUGAUGGCUAAUCAUCCUGAUAAAGGUGGUUCAUCAUAUAUCGCCACCAAAAUUAAUGAAGCUAAAGAUUUGUUAGAAAAAAGAGGUGGUAUGAAACCCAAAUAG